Lutzomyia longipalpis is the source of this 1131-nucleotide messenger RNA. It is a transcript of the gene Sec13, whose product is annotated as protein SEC13 homolog. Lineage: Eukaryota; Metazoa; Arthropoda; Insecta; Diptera; Psychodidae. The record is from RefSeq and is a predicted model, not a curated record. Gene Ontology annotation, molecular function: structural molecule activity; protein binding. Bases 89 to 1033 code for a protein of 314 amino acids. The transcript is spliced from 2 exons. Gene Ontology annotation, cellular component: COPII vesicle coat; nuclear pore outer ring. Gene Ontology annotation, biological process: COPII-coated vesicle budding; positive regulation of TOR signaling; protein import into nucleus.
AAUCGUUUGACAUAACGUCAAAGAAGAAGAAAAAUUCCACGUAUUUGUGUUUUUUAAACCGAAAGUGUCCAGGAAAUUAGUUGGAAAAAUGGUAUCAGUGCUCAAUUCCGUGGACACGGGUCACGAGGACCUCAUCCAUAGUGCCGAGGUGGACUACUACGGGCUGCGUCUGGCCACUUGCUCAUCCGACAGCACGAUAAAAGUGUUUGACAUCAAGGGUGGAAAUCACCGGCAGAUUGCUGAGCUCCGUAGCCACUGUGGCCCCGUGUGGCAGGUUGCAUGGGCUCAUCCGCGCUUUGGGAACAUCCUGGCGUCAUGCUCGUACGACAGGAAGGUGAUUGUGUGGAAGGAGACCGAGGAUUGGGGCAAGUGCUACGAGUAUGGGAAUCAUGAUUCUUCCGUGAAUUCCGUGGCGUGGGCCCCACCCGAGCAUGGAUUGAUUCUCGCCUGUGGCUCCUCUGACGGCACCAUCUCCAUCCUCACGUGCAACACUGCCAUGGAUACGUGGGAGUCAAAGCGUAUUCCCAAUGCCCACACGAUUGGUUGCAAUUCCGUCAGCUGGUGUCCGGCAUCCCUUCCGGACGCCUCCUUUGAUCAGAGUUCAUCCAAAUCGGGUCCAGUUGUGAAGCGCCUGGUUUCCGGAGGUUGCGACAAUUUUGUAAAGAUCUGGCGCGAAGAUGGUGAUCGAUGGAUUGAGGAGAGUCGCCUGGAGUUGCACACCGAUUGGGUACGUGAUGUAGCAUGGGCUCCCAGCAUUGGGCUGCCGCAUACGCAGAUCGCCUCAUGCAGUCAGGAUAAACGCGUAAUUGUGUGGAGUAGCGAUAACCAUGUCAACUGGACACCAACUGUUCUCAAUGUCUUCGAUGAUGUCGUGUGGAAUGUCAGUUGGUCAACCACUGGGAACAUCCUGGCCGUGUCCGGGGGUGACAACAACAUCACCCUGUGGAAGGAGAAUAACGAUCGCCAAUGGAUUUGCAUCAGCAACGACUCCAAUCCACCGCUUGCAAGCAAUGGGGGUGAGAAGAAUCUUUAAAUAAAAAAAAAAUCGUAUUGAAUUCAAGGAGCAGAGAGAUUGCAGGAGGUUCAGGUUUAUUUGAAAUUUUUCCUAAUAAAAAUUUGUUAAGCUGUAAA